Messenger RNA from Archocentrus centrarchus (flier cichlid), 3833 nucleotides. RefSeq names its product hexokinase-1. The record is from RefSeq and is a predicted model, not a curated record. The coding region runs from base 1 to 2772 and encodes 923 amino acids. Gene Ontology annotation, biological process: intracellular glucose homeostasis; glucose metabolic process; carbohydrate phosphorylation. Gene Ontology annotation, molecular function: ATP binding; fructokinase activity; glucokinase activity. Gene Ontology annotation, cellular component: cytosol; mitochondrion. Lineage: Eukaryota; Metazoa; Chordata; Actinopteri; Cichliformes; Cichlidae. The transcript has 19 exons.
AUGAUAGCGGCUCAGCUUCUGGCCUACUACUUCACCGAGUUGAAGGAUGAUCAACUCAAAAAGAUUGAUAAGUACCUGUACUCCAUGCGUUUCUCCGAUGAGACGCUGAAAGACAUCAUGAACAGGUUCCGCAGGGAAAUGGAGAACGGGCUCGACCGUGACACCAACCCCACUGCCACCGUAAAGAUGCUGCCCACCUUCGUCAGGUCCAUUCCUGAUGGAUCAGAAAAGGGCGACUUCAUCGCUCUGGACCUCGGAGGGUCAAACUUUCGGAUCCUGCGUGUCAAAGUGACACAGGAUAAGAAACAACCGGUUCAGAUGGAGAGCCAGGUCUAUGAGACCCCUGAUGACACCAUCCAUGGGACUGGGACACAGCUCUUUGACCAUGUUGCAGAAUGCCUCGGUGACUUCAUGGAGAAACAAAAAAUCAAGGAUAAAAAGCUUCCUGUGGGAUUUACAUUCUCCUUCCCGUGUGCCCAGACCAAACUGGAUGAGGCUGUCUUAAUAACCUGGACAAAGAAGUUUAAAGCCAGUGGUGUAGAAGGCAUGGAUGUUGUGAAGCUUCUAAACAAAGCUAUCAAGAAACGAGGGGACUAUCAAGCAGACAUCAUGGCAGUGGUGAAUGACACAGUUGGCACUAUGAUGACUUGUGGAUUUGAUGAUCAGCGUUGUGAAGUAGGAAUCAUUAUAGGAACGGGAACAAACGCCUGCUACAUGGAGGAACUCCGUCACAUUGACAUGGUGGAAGGAGAUGAAGGCCGGAUGUGCAUCAACACUGAAUGGGGUUCCUUUGGGGACGAUGGGUCCCUGGAGGACAUCCGCACAGAGUUUGACCGUGAGAUUGACAGAGGGUCCAUCAACCCAGGAAAGCAACUGUUUGAAAAGAUGGCCAGUGGCAUGUACAUGGGAGAGCUGGUACGACUCAUCCUGGUCAAGAUGGCCAAAGAGGGGCUGCUAUUUGAGGGACGGAUAACCCCUGAGCUCCUGACAAAAGGAAAGAUUGAGACUAAACAUGUCUCUGCAAUUGAAAAGACCAAGGAAGGGCUGAAGAAAUGUAUGGAAAUCCUGACGAGGCUCGGAGUGGAGCCUUCAGAAGAAGACUGUCUGGCUGUGCAGCAUGUGUGCACCAUCGUGUCCUUCCGCUCAGCUAAUCUAAUUUCUGCAACUCUGGGAGCCAUUCUGUGUCGCCUAAAAGACAAUAAAGGAGUUGUCCGGCUUCGUACCACUGUUGGCAUUGAUGGCUCUCUCUAUAAGAUGCACCCUCAAUACGCUCGCCGCCUGCACAAAACAGUUCGUCGCCUAGUCCCAGACUCAGAUGUCCGCUUCCUGCUGUCUGAAAGUGGGAGUGGAAAAGGAGCAGCCAUGGUGACAGCAGUGGCAUACCGUUUAACAGAGCAGGCUCGCCAAAUUCAGCAGACUUUGGCAGAAUUCCGGCUGAGCAAAAAUCAGCUGUUAGAAGUGAAGAAAAGGAUGAGGGUGGAGAUCGAAAGAGGCCUAAAGAAGGACACCCACAAGGAUGCUGCAGUCAAAAUGUUGCCCACCUUCGUUCGAAGUACACCAGACGGGACAGAAAAUGGUGAUUUCCUUGCUCUGGACCUUGGAGGAACAAACUUCCGUGUGCUCCUGGUGAAGAUUCGCAGUGGGAAGAGGCGAUCAGUGGAGAUGCAUAACAAAAUCUAUGCCAUUCCAAUAGAAGUCAUGCAGGGAACAGGGGAAGAGCUUUUCGAUCACAUCGUCCACUGCAUCUCUGAUUUCCUGGACUACAUGGGAAUGAAAAGUGCUCGACUGCCACUGGGUUUCACCUUCUCCUUCCCCUGCCAUCAGACCAGCCUGGAUGCUGGUAUCCUUGUAACAUGGACCAAAGGCUUCAAGGCCACAGACUGUGAGGGUGAAGAUGUAGUGGAGCUUCUUCGGGAAGCGAUCAAGAGGAAAGAGAUGGAGAAUCCAGAGUUUGAGCUGGAUGUGGUUGCCAUAGUCAAUGACACAGUGGGGACGAUGAUGACCUGUGCAUAUGAGGAACCCACCUGUGAGGUCGGACUGAUUGCAGGAACGGGCAGCAAUGCCUGCUACAUGGAAGAAAUGAAGAACAUUGAGAUAGUGCCGGGUAACGAGGGCCAGAUGUGUGUCAAUAUGGAGUGGGGGGCAUUUGGAGACAAUGGCUGUCUGGAUGACAUCAGGACGACGUAUGACCAGGCAGUGGAUGAGAACUCACUCAACGAAGGCAAACAAAGGUACGAGAAGAUGUGCAGUGGAAUGUACCUGGGUGAGAUCGUCAGGCAGAUUUUGAUUGAUCUGACCAAGCGUGGCUUCCUCUUCCGGGGACAAAUCUCAGAGACGCUUAAGACCAGGGGCAUCUUUGAAACAAAGUUUCUGUCGCAGAUAGAGAGCGAUCGUCUGGCCUUGCUGCAGGUCAGGGCGAUCCUGCAGCAGCUGGGGCUCGACAGCACCUGUGAUGACAGUAUUAUCGUCAAGGAGGUGUGUGGCACGGUGUCCCGCCGAGCAGCUCAGAUUUGCGGAGCUGGAAUGGCCGCUGUGGUGGACAAGAUCCGUGAGAACAGAGGACUGGACCACCUGGAUAUUACAGUGGGCGUGGACGGCACACUCUACAAGCUGCACCCACAUUUCUCUCCGAUCUUCCAACAAACAGUGAAGGAACUUGCCCCCAAAUGUGAUGUCAACUUCCUGCUGUCUGAGGACGGCAGUGGUAAGGGAGCUGCCCUCAUCACUGCUGUGGGCUGCCGCCAGAGGGAGCUGGAUGCCCAGCAACAUUGAGCAGCCCUGUCCCGUCUGUCCCCAAGAACUACCUGCUGCUCCACCACGACCUUCGCCCACCGCACAGCCUACAUCCGUCUCCCCCUUGGCAGCCGUGACUCCACCUGUGCCCGACCUGGUCCACCUACAGCCAGAGAGACAAAGUGCAUGCAGAGAAUUAAAACUGAAUAUCUAAAUAUUUAUUUAUACUGCACCAGAUGGUUUAUUAUUUCCAUGUUUGUACAUUUUCCUCAACAGCUUGUCAGUAACCUGAUAAAUCUAAACUCCUUAGGUGUGCAAUAUUUAUGUACUGCUAAUUUUAUUUUUAUAUGAAAGCAGAUAUAUAAUUGUAUUUGUAAAGCUCGGGCCACUUUAAAUCCCAGAGGUCAUUAGGAUUUUGCACCGUAAACACAAGCAAAUGUCUGCACUUUUUAUACGAAAGUUACAGCAGAAACAUUUCAAUGUAACUUCCCACACGAAGGACCUUCUUGACACUGAAUGAUGAAACUUGUUUCUACAGGCUCCUCUGGUUGAGAAAACCAGUUCUAAAAGGGCUCGUUCCAAAGCUUUGAAUGCAAGAGUCACGGCUGUUAAAAUGUCCCCAAUUUCAUGUGCUACAUGCUCACACAACGUGCUUGGCUACUAACCCCCCUUUUUGUGUAACUGUCAGUGUUAUUCACAUAUUCCGAUAUUCCUGCAUCACCAUACUUUAUUCUUCAAGAGUGGACAAGGUAGAAAAAGCUCAGAGAAGUGUUAGCCCAUCUUAUUGCUAUUCGUAAACUAUUAAACUUUCGGUGUUGUGAUGAAUACCAUUACUACUCAUUGUACGUGCAAAUAAUAAAUGUUUAUUGGGCCCCAAGAAGAGUGGACAUAAUGAGCGCUUUUGUGUGCAUUUGUAGCUGAGUGUCAGUGUGUCUUACUGUAUGACCUGUAGCUUUCAAUGUCCAAAGCUCUGUAGAGACUGCAUGCCUUGCAUCAAUACAAAGGAGGUUACCGGAUCAUUUUCUUUCUUUUUAUUUUUACAUCAAUAUAGAUUUGUGAUUGACACAGUACAAAGUGAAUUCAUUAAAUUAUAUUUUGUU